AUGUGUAUCUGUGAAUUCAUUGUUGCGAUUGUUGGCGUCACUGCUGGAAAGAUUCAAGCAGAUGGAUGCGUCAACUUUGCCGCUCAUGGGUAUAUCACCUUCUUCGCAAUAUUGUGGGGCCCAGUUGGAUUGGUUGCUACCGGCGAAAUACUUCCCCUCUCUGUCCAUGUGAAGAGCUUGAGUCUUGCCGUAGCCAGCAACUGGCUGUGGAAUUUUGUUAUCGGAUACGCUACUGAACAAAUCAUUGUACCCUAUCAAUGGCAUCAAGACUGCUGA
Laccaria bicolor S238N-H82 is the source of this 276-nucleotide messenger RNA. RefSeq lists its product as uncharacterized. Gene Ontology annotation, biological process: transmembrane transport; carbohydrate transport. The record is from RefSeq and is a predicted model, not a curated record. NCBI's taxonomy places the organism in Eukaryota, Fungi, Basidiomycota, Agaricomycetes, Agaricales, Hydnangiaceae. Gene Ontology annotation, cellular component: membrane. The transcript is spliced from 4 exons. Bases 1 to 276 code for a protein of 91 amino acids. Gene Ontology annotation, molecular function: carbohydrate:proton symporter activity.